UCCUGGGAGCAAGGAAAGUACAGUGUUGCUGUAUAAUCUCCUUAAUGCUGCAGGUAUUAGUGUGGAUUGGACAGUGCGCUUGCCGUGUGUCCUUCAUACCUGACCCUCAGCAGACUUUAACUGGUGCAGAUUUGCUGGUGAUGGGGACACUUCUGUUGCCUUCUCCUUAGUCCACCUCUCCUGCCCGUGCUUCAUGUAUCCUAAAGACUAAGGGGCGAAUGCUUCCCCCAAACAGCGUUCCUCCUCUUCUCAUCAGGCUUUUCUGGGAUGCCCAACGGAACCCUCCAAAUUUAGCAAAUAGCGCACAAGGCCAAGCCAAAAAUGAAGCACAAGCAUAGGAUAAUACCCAGCAGCAUCUUUCCAUAGGUGACAAAUAAUUUUGUGCAAAGCAAAAGCUUUUUCUGGCUCUUGCUCCUUUAGCCAGGCUAGGCUGUAAUGAUGCAUCUACACAGGAGAAAAAGACUGCAGCUGAACCGAAUCUUCUUUAUAGUUUGUGUGAUGUUCCUUUGCUCCCUUUACCAGCUAUCAGUUGAUCAAAAGAUGAAUUUAGAACCUUGGCCAGAGACAAAUUUGGAAAAUCCUAGUUCAGUGAAGGAUGAAGAAGCAGACAUGACCAUGAAAGUGUCUGCUAGAGAAGUAUUAAACCAUACUACCAGCACCACCACCAGCACCACCAGCACAACCACCAGCACCACCAGCAGCACUACCACCUCUACUUCAGUCAUAACUACAGAUAACGUAACAGAAAGGACCAAAACCAGGCACUGUAUUUUCGUGGACCCAGAUCCCAUUACACCCAUUAUUAAACCAAGAACCACUACUCCUGUUUCAACAACCACCAACAAACCCACCAGACCUCCAUUACCUCAUGCAAAAGGAGAGUAUCCUAAGGAUGUGUUCAACAUCGAGCAACGUAGAAAUGGCUGGGUGGCGCUUCACAUCUUUGGUAUGAUGUAUGUAUUUGUGGCCUUGGCCAUUGUCUGCGAUGAGUUCUUUGUUCCAGCAUUGGGAGUCAUCACAGAAAAGCUUCAGAUUUCCGAGGAUGUGGCUGGUGCCACGUUUAUGGCAGCUGGUGGCUCUGCACCUGAACUUUUCACCUCCCUGAUUGGGGUGUUUAUUUCCCACAGCAAUGUUGGUAUUGGAACUAUCGUGGGCUCUGCUGUCUUUAACAUCUUGUUCGUAAUUGGAACUUGUGCCCUUUUCUCCAGGGAGAUCCUCUACCUUACAUGGUGGCCUCUGUUUAGAGAUGUGUCAUUUUAUAUUCUCGAUUUGAUAAUGCUGAUCAUCUUCUUCCUUGAUAACUUCAUCCUCUGGUGGGAGAGCGCUUUACUCCUCAGUGCCUACUGUCUGUAUGUCAUUUUCAUGAAGUUCAACACCCAGCUGGAGGGCUGGAUGAAGUCACAGCUUUUAAAAAGGAAGCGACUUGUAAAAGUUAUGGCGCUGGAAGACACAACCAAGAAAGGCAAUGGGUCAGUGGCAGCGAAUGAGCCAAAGCCACCUGAAGACAACAACAGAUUAAAGCUGAAGCCAUUUCUAACCAGAGGCGGAAGCUCAGCCUCUCUGCACAAUAGUACCAUGCGCAGCACCAUCUUCCAGCUCAUGAUCCAUACCCUGGACCCUCUUGGAGAAGCAAAGUUUAAAGACAAGGCUGAAAUCAUGGACAACAUGGCCAAGGCCAAGGUAGAAUCAAAAGGACUCAGACACAAAGAUGGAAAGGAUGAUGGUGAGGUCCAAACCACAGUGAAUGUACAGGUGACUCCCCCCACUGGGUCUCAGCCAUCCAAGGAUGGAGAAGAUGAAGGAGACAAAGACGACACCCAGAAGGGCACAGCAGAAGCACCUGAUGGAGGAGGAUCUGGAAGCAGUGGUGAUGACAGCAAUGAUGAAGAUGACAGUGAUGAGGAUGACAGUGAUGAUGAUGACGAGGAGGAGGAUGAAGAAGAGGCAGAUGAACCUUUAUCCUUAGGGUGGCCAGAUACCAAAAGAAAGCAAAUAACCUACUUGUUUCUCCUGCCCAUUGUGUUCCCUCUGUGGCUAACAGUGCCCGAUGUUAGAAGGCCGAAAUCGAGGAGGUAUUUUGUCUUCACAUUUCUGGGCUCUAUCAUGUGGAUUGCUAUAUUCUCAUACCUCAUGGUCUGGUGGGCACAUCAGGUGGGGGAAACCAUUGGCAUUUCAGAAGAGAUUAUGGGUCUGACCAUACUUGCCGCUGGCACAUCAAUCCCAGAUCUUAUCACUAGUGUCAUAGUGGCAAGGAAGGGCCUAGGAGACAUGGCCGUGUCCAGCUCUGUGGGCAGCAACAUAUUUGAUAUCACUGUAGGGUUACCGGUCCCCUGGCUCCUGUUCUCAAUGUUUAACGGUUUCAGUCCUGUGGCGGUCAGCAGCAACGGCCUGUUCUGCGCCAUCGUCCUCCUUUUCCUUAUGCUUCUCUUUGUUAUAUUCUCCAUCGCUGCCUGCAAGUGGAAAAUGAACAAACUGCUGGGAUCCACCAUGUUCAUACUGUACUUUGUGUUUGUCAUCGUCAGUGUGAUGCUGGAGGACAGGAUUAUUGUGUGCCCUGUAUCUAUAUAAGCCCAUCAU
This is a messenger RNA of Nanorana parkeri, 2577 nucleotides long. RefSeq names its product solute carrier family 24 member 1 (gene SLC24A1). Gene Ontology annotation, biological process: long-term synaptic depression; long-term synaptic potentiation; calcium ion transmembrane transport. The record is from RefSeq and is a predicted model, not a curated record. The transcript is spliced from 10 exons. The coding region runs from base 436 to 2568 and encodes 710 amino acids. Gene Ontology annotation, cellular component: membrane. NCBI's taxonomy places the organism in Eukaryota, Metazoa, Chordata, Amphibia, Anura, Dicroglossidae. Gene Ontology annotation, molecular function: calcium, potassium:sodium antiporter activity; calcium channel activity.